Stylophora pistillata is the source of this 1186-nucleotide messenger RNA. Its product is annotated as farnesyl pyrophosphate synthase. Gene Ontology annotation, cellular component: cytoplasm. NCBI's taxonomy places the organism in Eukaryota, Metazoa, Cnidaria, Anthozoa, Scleractinia, Pocilloporidae. The record is from RefSeq and is a predicted model, not a curated record. Gene Ontology annotation, molecular function: (2E,6E)-farnesyl diphosphate synthase activity; dimethylallyltranstransferase activity. Gene Ontology annotation, biological process: trans, trans-farnesyl diphosphate biosynthetic process.
UACUUUGUUGCAAACAUCGUCCAAAAGUUACGAACUUGUAACUUUAGUCCGCUCCACGCACUUUCUUCAUGAGCGGGAUCAAAGCGGGCAAUCCUGAGCGGCAAGAUGGGCUCAUUUUGCCCUCUCGGGUAGCCAAUCAGAACACAGGAUUCCCUUCACAUUGCCCUUCGUUCCCCUUCCUUCAUUUUGUUCUGAUGGCAAAGAAAUCUACGCAACCAAGUGACCGUGAGCUCUUUGAUUCGUUUUUCCCUGGACUGAUCGAUGAUAUUGUGAAAGAGGACGAGAAUGAUAAGGAAACCGGCGAGGCAGCUCGACAUUUGCGCAAGGUACUGGAGUAUAAUGUUCCUGGAGGAAAAAAAAAUCGUGGCCUCUCUGUGAUUGGAUCUCUACGGCACCUUAUUAGUCCAGAUAAGCUGAAAGAAAAAGCUAAGAAGAAUGCAGUUAUACUUGGUUGGUGUGUGGAGUGGGCUGGAAUUGGGGAUAUUGCUAUCAAUGACUUUCUCCUCAUAGAGGCCUCAAUAUACAAACUGCUAAAGAAACAUAUGGAUCAAGAACCAUAUUAUGUUGAUGUUUUGAAUCUAUUUCAUGAGGUUACAUAUCAAACUGCAACUGGACAAGCAUUAGACCUCAUCACCAAGCCGGGCGAAAAUUUUGAGAAUUUUACCUUAGAAAGAUACAAGGCCAUUGUGAAAUACAAGACAGCAUAUUAUUCCUUUUACUUGCCAGUUGCUUUGGCAAUGUAUAUGGAUGACUAUCUGGACUGCUAUGGGGACCCUGCGGUUACAGGAAAAGUAGGCACAGAUAUUGAAGAAAAGAAAUGUUCUUGGCUGAUUAUUCAAGCUCUUCAAAGAAUAUCUACAGACCAGGUGCAAAUUUUGAAGGAGAACUACGGUAUAAAAGAUUCUGCCUCAUCCGAGAAGGUGAAAAAGUUAUACCAUGAGCUCAACUUGAAGCAGGUGUACAAGAACUUCGAAGAGCAAAGUUACAAGGACAUUGUAGAACUUAUAUCGCAGAAAUCUGCCAACCUGCCUGAAGGAUUGUUUCUAGAAUUUGUGAAGAAAAUCUACAAGCGGGAUAAAUGAGCAGCUUUGACCCAAACUAGAGUUAGCGUUAUUGCAUCUCCUAGAGAUGAGGGCUUUGAAUUAGUUUACAAAAACGGAAAUAAAAACAAAGUUAAAAUACUCAA